GAAUGCGUCGGGACCAAUGAGAGGCUCGGAACUGAGGGGAUUUAACUAGAGGGGUGGGGGCGGGUGAACCAACCCGGGGAAACUCGUGCCUUGGGGUCGGCGCGGGAUCAGGCUUUGGGCGGCCGGGCAGGUUUUUAAAGGUUUGUGAAUCUGUAAUACAACACCACAAGGUUCUCAGUGAAGAGGGAAGUAUGAUCACCUUCAUGAACAACUCUGACAGCGAAGAGGAAUCCUGCAAUGAAAGAACAUCCCUGAUGUCAGCGGAGAGCCCCCUCCUGCCUCCUUACCAUGAUGUCUCGCAAGCCCCUGCAGCAACUGAAACUCAGACACAUAGGAAAAGACGUACAGGAAGCAGUGGUUCUAACAAAACUGCUGAUGGAAAUGUGCCUGAAUCAGAUGGUGCAACAAGAGGAUCUGUUGCUCUGGACAAUGUGGAGGAAGAACUGACCCUAAAAUAUGGAGCGAAACAUGUGAUCAUGCUCUUUGUGCCUGUUACGCUAUGUAUGGUUGUGGUAGUUGCCACCAUAAAAUCAGUACGGUUCUAUACAGAGAAGAACGGGCAACUGAUUUAUACCCCAUUUAGUGAAGACACACCUUAUGUUGGCCAGCGUCUCUUGAGCUCUGUGCUGAACACCCUCAUCAUGAUCAGUGUCAUACUAGUAAUGACAAUUUUCUUGGUUGUGUUAUAUAAAUACCGCUGCUACAAGUUCAUUCAUGGUUGGCUGAUUCUCUCAUCUCUGAUGCUUCUGUUCCUCUUCACCUACAUCUAUCUAGGUGAAGUGCUAAAGACCUACAAUGUGGCAAUGGAUUACCCAACCCUGUUCUUUGUUAUUUGGAAUUUUGGAGCUGUUGGGAUGAUAUGCAUCCAUUGGAAGGGACCCCUGCAACUCCAGCAAGCUUAUCUCAUCAUGAUCAGUGCCUUGAUGGCUUUGGUUUUCAUCAAAUACCUGCCUGAGUGGUCAGCCUGGGUCAUUCUGGGAGGCAUUUCCAUUUAUGAUCUGGUAGCAGUUUUAUGCCCCAAGGGACCACUCCGAAUGUUGGUAGAGACAGCACAAGAGAGAAACGAACCCAUAUUCCCUGCACUUAUUUAUUCCUCUGCUAUGAUAUGGACUGUAGGAAUGGCAAAACCAGACAGUGGGCGAAGAGGAUCUUCUGAAGAAACAUGGGAUCUAGCUGAAGGGGCUGAAAAUCAUCAGAAUUCCUCAUACACUGAUCCUGAAAUUUCUGAGAGGAGGCACUUAACAGAUGGUCAGGCUGGCCAACGAGUUGAACAAAUUGAUCGACAACUUGGCCAAAUGGGACACAACCUAGAAGAAAUGGAGGAGGAAGAAAGAGGUGUGAAGUUGGGACUUGGAGACUUCAUCUUCUACAGCGUGCUUGUGGGCAAAGCAGCUGCAACUGCUAGUGGAGACUGGAAUACAACUUUGGCUUGUUUUGUAGCCAUCCUCAUAAUGUGGGCGAAACGUCAGGAGAGAAUACUUCUGGAACAUGGCCACACAGCCCGAAAGACAUACAACAACCCAGUGACCCCGGCCAUGAAAGCCUUCGACAACACACAGCCCUGACUGUUGAAAAGCCCCAGAAGCCUUUUCAAAGAUAACAAAGUAAGGAUGAGUCAAAAGCAGAGUUUUCCAUAACUGAUAUGAGAAAGUCUUGUUGCUAUGCGUUGUUUCAACUAAAGCAGGGACAUCUGGAGAUGAGCCACUGAAAGACCUUGAUUUAUUUGUCAGCUGUUGUGAAGGAGCAAACUUCUCAUAGAUUUAAUGGAGGUAAGCAUUGUAUUGCACAUAAAAAGGAAGACAUGUGGCAUUCCUAACACUUCUUGUAUUGAUUAGAUUCCAUCCCCACUGAACACCUCAACUAGAAAGGAGAAAUUCUUGUUAAUAAAGAGUUUAUAGAAGUUAGUUUUUCUGAACUAUGGCUCCCACAAAUGUCUAGCUACUAUGGCUACUUAUAUGACCUCUUGAAUAUCAGCUAGAAAAGAAGGACGUUGAUUGGUGAUGGGAUUGGAAAAGUUACUUUUCAGACAAUUUGCUAAAACAUCAGGAACCUGUAGUCCAAAAGCUACCUUCUCCAAGUUCUACAAGAAACAAUGUCAGAAUAAGAAUUAAAUCACUGCUGCUUAGUGCUAUAUUGAUUUAAGUAUUAUUUUGAUAUUGAUUUCAACUGCAGCUCACCUCAGACGUGCAAGAUUUUCUUCCUUGUUUCUGGGAAUGGUUUUUCUAACAUAUCCAUUUUACCAAGUCACUUAAACAUCAUCGGCAAGUAAGUGAGCUAAAAUGAUUAACUACUUCCAAGCCGUGACUUGAAAUGCUCCAAUGGAAAAGUCUCAUACACAGCUCAUUCUGUUUAUAUGUGCUGGGAAGUCGGGUGGGUGUCAACAAGAGACCCAAAAUAGUCAGAAGUGCCUCAUUUAACAUUACAUAUACUGGGAAAAUUGAGUUUCUGUUGCUAUAUGUUGAUUUCCUCUCAUUGCAUUCUGUAAUUAAUGUUAUAAUUCACCCUAUUCUGAAAGCAGCAGUCAACAAAGCAUUGUUAUGUAAAUACUGUAUGGGCAGACUCACCCUGAAGCAAAGGACAGGAUGGUGCCAUCACUGUACACAAAGGCUCAUUAAAUCGCCUGACCCCUAGUGAGGUGAAUACAAUGCAGUUGUACAAAAGGACCUAGAGAUUCUUAGAGAAGUAUACCUUUCAGGAAUUUGCUAGAGCUUCCAAAACAACUCUAUAGUAACUUCUGAGGGAGGCAUACCAUAGAAUACUUAGAGAGGGCUUAGAAAAUUCCUAGAUAGAUAAUUUUUCCCAACUGUAAGUGAACUCAUGAUUCUGUGCUUAUGGGGUGGGUGGGUGGUUUGUCUUAUUGUAAAUUUUAUUUACAACUGUGGUUGACAAUGUAUCAUACUUAAUGAUACAUUUGUACUUAAUAACAGUAAUCAUCUGAGAGCAUAAUACAUUGUCAACCAGAGUUGACAAUCCAUCCAUCCAUCCAUCCAUCCAUCCAUCCAUCCAUCCAUCUUGCCCUUGGUCAGCCUCUCUUCCUUUUUCCUUCAAUUUUCCCAGCGUCAUUAUCUUCUCCAAGCUUUCCUGUCUUCUCAUGAUGUGGCUAAAGUACUUCAUCUUUGCCUCUAAUACCCUUCCCUCCAGUGAGCAGUUGGGCAUUAUUUCCUGGAGUAUGGACUAGUUUGAUCUUCUUGUGGUCCAAGACACUCUCAGAAUUUUCCUCUAUAGUCAUAUGAUAAAUACUGCAUAACACACGCUGUCAUGCCACCAGUAUAAAUUUAUCAUGGCUCCAUCACAGACCACAGAAUUGUAUACUAAGACAGAGCGUCCAAAGUAGAUGGAAAUAUUUGAAAAUGAAACCUGACUGGAAUCAAGAAGCUCAUAUUUAGAAUGGGUAUUAUCCUAAACAAGAUAGAUAACAUACCUACCAACAUUUCAUAGAUGAAAACUUGGACAUUUAUUUAUUUAUUUAUUAUAUUUAUAUACUGCCUUACUCACCCCUACUGGGGACUCAAGGCAGUUUACAACAUAUUUCUAGCAGAAGUUCUGUGCCAACAUUCAUACAAUAGAAAAAUCAUGAUAAUUACACACUAACAUAUAGCUAUACAUUAAAAUCAUUUAAAUAAUUAAACAUAUGCAUACACAACAUUUAAACCCUAAGACAAAGCAUUAAAUCAGAGUUUAGUGAAAAUGACAAAAAGUUAUUAAGGAGAAAGAGCAUAUACCCAUAAGUUAGGAGAAGGUGUGACAGAUUUCUUUUGCCUGAAACGACUGGGAAGGGCAAGAUUCUACUCCUAGGGAUAUCUGGAAACUUUGGAUAAUUGUGGUCUACAAUGCCUUUUUGGCUUAAAAUACCCAUCAUUCCUACCUAAGAUAGCCAAUGGCAAGGUAACAUGGGAGCUUGAGCAAGUUACACUCUCUCAUCUUCAGAGGAAGGCACAAGCAACGCCCCCUACCAAAAACAAAUAUUUUUUUAGAAAAUCCUAUGAUAGAUUUGCCUUAGUAUUAUGAUACAUGGGAAAUGACUUGAAGGGGUGCAAUAACAACAAAAAAGUACAAAAACAUGUUGAGGUUGACAGUUGAUACUGGAGAAAGUCUGUAACAACAUAGGACAAUCCUGGACACCUGACAACCUUCACCUCUAUAUGGGCAGAUAUAGUGUUAAUUGAUUUCUAAGUGACCUGGAUGUGCUGUUGUACACGUCCCUAAAUCAUUUGGAUAAAUGAAGUUUACAGUAUUAAAAUUUGCUAAACUUUUUCCCAGAAUCUAUUCAGAUUGGCUGAGUCAUACACAUUACGUGCCAGACAGUGUGCUGGCAGGGAAAGAAACUCUCUCACCCUUGCUUAUUCAUUCUAUAUUACGUUUUUUAUAUAAUUUAUAUUUAAUUUUGCACUUCCCACACAGAUUUUCUCCUCAACCCUUCCAACCUUUCACUCAGUAUUUCACACCAUCUUUACUGAAGAUGAACAAAAGAAAUUACAGUAGUGUGAUGUCUCAUGGGCCUUGUAGUCCCGUUCCUAGUGCUAUUGUGGCAGAUGAGGAGGAAAACUUGGGAUUUCCACCGGUUCAGCUUGAAUCGGAGCCUCGCCACCUGGAGGAUGUUUGUCCUCAGGAAGUUAACCAAACAAGCCUUGGGCAGAAUUCUCCCCCGUUUUCCCGAAAGGACAAUUAUAAUAGAGAUAGAGGAGUCAGGGAGGCAAAUCGCCGGAGUCUCAGAAUCGCUGCCAGACAAUUAGCUGAUUAGGUCUGCUUCCCUUGGGAAAUUCUAAGGAGUCAUGCAUCUGGACAGAGUUGGGUUUCACUUCUUGUUCUCCAGGGAAAGUGUUCUGUUGGCGGGAAAACAAGACCCUAUAUAGGGGUUUUGCCGCAAGGGGAACCUUGCGGAGUCAAUUGUUCAGCUUGAGGAGAGAGAUCGUGUGUGGACUUCGUACCCCAGUUCCUUGUUUCCCGGAUCGAGUUUCCAACCUAGCCUUGUUUCACGGAUCAAGUUUCCAGCCUUGCCUUGUUUCACGGACUUCUAUGGACUCAGUUCAUGUUUCAUGUUUGCCUCGUUUCAAGUUUGAUCUAGCCAAGAUUCAAGCCUAUUUUCCAGCCUUGUUGUCAAGCUACCUUGGACUUUAAAGACCCUGUCAUUCCCCACACCAUUGCUUGGCAAGGUGUGUGUUUCGGUCAAGUGGAUUAUAACUUUGGACUUUAAUAUCUUAUAUUGGACAAUAUAUUUCUGGACUAUAUUUGACCUCAUCUGAAAGGUCUGCUUCUGAACUAUAUUCUUCACUUGUUUUUAUUGACUUUAUAUAUUUCUUUAAUAAAGAUAUUAGAUAGA
Anolis carolinensis (green anole) is the source of this 5320-nucleotide messenger RNA. RefSeq names its product presenilin 2 (gene psen2). The record is from RefSeq and is a predicted model, not a curated record. Gene Ontology annotation, biological process: Notch receptor processing; amyloid precursor protein catabolic process; protein processing. Gene Ontology annotation, molecular function: aspartic endopeptidase activity, intramembrane cleaving. The transcript is spliced from 11 exons. The coding region runs from base 192 to 1565 and encodes 457 amino acids. Lineage: Eukaryota; Metazoa; Chordata; Lepidosauria; Squamata; Anolidae. Gene Ontology annotation, cellular component: lysosomal membrane; cell surface; apical plasma membrane.